CGGAUGUGGUGGAGCAGAUGAAGCGCGUGCUGCGCUACUGGCUGAACGAGGGCGUCGCUGGCUUCCGGUGCGAUGCGCUGCCGCCGCUCUUCGAGGUGCUGCCGGAUGCGGAGGGUCAGUUUCCCGACGAGCAGUUGACUGGGGCUACGCAGGAUGCGGAAGAUCGUGACUACCUGACGACGGCGUACAUUGAGAACCAGCCGGAGACCAUCGACAUGGUGUACCAGUGGCGCCAGGUGCUCGAUGACUAUCAGCGCAUCCAUGGCGGCAGCUCGAGUGUGCUGCUCAUUGAGACCUACUCGCCGGCCUGGUUCACCAUGCAGUUCUAUGGCAAUCGAUCCGUGGAGGGUGCCCAUCUGCCCUUCAACUUCAACCUGAUAACCGUGAUGGAGCAGAGCCCCUUGAGUGGGGCCAAUGUGCAGAAGGCCAUUGACCUCUGGCUGAACAACAUGCCAGCCGGGCGCACAGCCAACUGGGUGCUGGGCAAUCACGACAAGCGCCGGGCGGCCAGUCGCUAUGGCGAGCAGCACAUCGAUGCCAUGAAUAUGCUGAUCAUGAUGCUGCCCGGCGUUAGUGUCACGUACCAGGGCGAGGAGCUGGGCAUGACAGACGGCCAGAUUAGCUGGGAGGACACCGUGGAUCCCUGGGCCUGCAACUCGAAUCCCGAUAUAUAUGAGAAAUACACCAGAGAUCCCGCACGCACGCCAUUCCACUGGACGAGUGGCAGCAACGCUGGCUUCUCCACGGCCGCCCAGACCUGGCUGCCCCUGGCUGCCGACUACGCGACCAUCAAUGUGGCCACCGAGUCCGCGGCGCAACGUUCCCAUUUGCAUAUCUAUAAGGCGUUGAUCAAACUGCGCAAAUCACUGAAAACUCUUCAAAAUGGUGCGACUAAAUAUCAGGCGCUUACUGAGGAUGCUUUCGUGCUGAAGAGGUGGGCGCCCUUAGAUCUCUCCUUUAUGGUUGGGCUCGGGAGGAGAUGUUAAUUAUACUAUUUUUUUCUUCUCUCGAGGGCGCCAGCCUUGCCACACACGAGCUCAACCUGUUGCCCGGCGAGGCUCUGGUCAUGAGUACAAAAUAAAUGAGUCGCAAUUACUAGAA
Drosophila arizonae is the source of this 1101-nucleotide messenger RNA. RefSeq names its product maltase A3-like. Gene Ontology annotation, biological process: carbohydrate metabolic process. The record is from RefSeq and is a predicted model, not a curated record. NCBI's taxonomy places the organism in Eukaryota, Metazoa, Arthropoda, Insecta, Diptera, Drosophilidae.